AGCAACUCCACCUGUCUUGAGCCCACUUGAGCCUGAGCCUGAGGCUGGAGCAGACGAGCUAGCCAGGUAGGCUGGCGCUUUCAUUCUCACCGUUUGAAAGUCGAUCAGGAGGUUGAGUUGGAUUUGUCUGGAUCACUUCGGUUCUUUCAAAGCGCUUGAAACAGCUUCUUGGCGUUAGGGGAGAGCUGGGCAUCUGUUUGUCGUCAAUCUAGUUGAACGAGACGAUGGCGUCUGCAGUGCAUAUGGCUGCUUCCAGCGUCAGCUCACGAGUUUUUAGUUCUGCCUCUGCCUCGUGCAGCGGCAGCCUGGACCGGAACGAUCUGAGGAAUGUCAGAGCAGCAAACCGAUGUGCACAGUCGACGUUUGUCGGCAACCUUGCGCCUCUGAAGAGCGUGCACUCAAGGAAUCACAAGCAGCAAGCACAUGCGGUGGCCCGUCCGGUUGUUGCGACUUCAAGUGGAGGCGGCCGGAGAGACGGUGACCAGACCAGCAAGCAGGUGCUCGACGCUUUCUUCCUUGGUCGUGCCCUGGCAGAGACAAUCAACGAACGGUUGGGAACAGCGCUUGGCGAGCUGAUCAGUGAAGUGAGCCGUGUCCAAGCGGAACAGCGGGAGUUCAUCCGGGAGUUCCAGGAGGAGGUGCAAAAUCGGGCCGAGGCUGAGCUUUCCAGAGCAGCCAAGUCCGUUGUCUGGGAGCCCCCAACGAGGUCGUCAACGAGCAGCACGAGCGAAACGAGCGGAAACAAGACGUACGAACCUCCUCCAUCACGCAUUUCAGUCACGGCUGCUAUAACCGAGAAUCCUGCCAAACCCGGUUCCACCUCAUCCGGGUUGGAUACGAGCGACCCCUCUCCUCCUUCUGUAUGAGUCAAUAAGAGAGUCGGUCUUGGCAUCUAACAAGUAGCAGUGAGUGAGUUUAGCCCGACUGCUGGCUGAAUGGUUCUACCUUCCGCCGACUUACUCUAGUUUCCAUCAUGAAACAUUUGAAGCAGCAUCUGACGGCAAACGCACCUGACAGCUUCACUUGGGAGAAUUGUCGUGAAAGACUUACUCGGAGAGGAAUCAGAAAUUGGACAUGUUGAAGUCCAUGCCGCUGAAUAAUCAAGGGCGUCUAGCUCAUAGAGAAAAUUCCACUUUCAACAUUAGGUUACUGCAGCCAUGCCGUGCUUGAACGCCUUCCGAUUAAUAUCAUUGUGAUUGA
Messenger RNA from Klebsormidium nitens, 1200 nucleotides. The record is from the annotation of a GenBank genome assembly. NCBI's taxonomy places the organism in Eukaryota, Viridiplantae, Streptophyta, Klebsormidiophyceae, Klebsormidiales, Klebsormidiaceae.